Messenger RNA from Coprinopsis cinerea okayama7#130, 1221 nucleotides. RefSeq names its product 614/534 cytochrome P450. Lineage: Eukaryota; Fungi; Basidiomycota; Agaricomycetes; Agaricales; Psathyrellaceae. The record is from RefSeq and is a predicted model, not a curated record. Gene Ontology annotation, molecular function: iron ion binding; monooxygenase activity; heme binding. The transcript is spliced from 9 exons. Bases 1 to 1221 code for a protein of 406 amino acids.
AUGCUCAUCUCAAUCUGGCCUGGCGGAGUUCAACUCCUCAUCGCAGACGCAACUGCCAUCAAAACUGCUCGCUCGUCCCAGGAAGUCGCGCUAGCUCGAACACGGUUCCUUAAACCAGUCGAGCUCUACGAGGUCGUCAACCUUCACGGAAACAACCUUCUUACUGCCGAAGGGGACGACUGGAAGAGGUACAAGAAGGUCGUGUCUCCUGCCUUUUCUGAGAGGAAUAAUCGUCUCGUAUGGGAUGAGGCGAUUGAGGUGACGUCUCAACUCUUCUCGGACGUUUGGAAGAACCAGGACCAAGUCACAGUCGAGAAUUGCUUGAAGGACCUCACGCUUCCGCUGACCCUUGCUUUGAAAGCGUUCGGAAAGAAGAUCACAUGGAACGAGGAGCGUACUUGCCCUCCAGGGCAUGUCAUGACAUUCAAGCACGUCUUAGAAGUAUCAGCGGACGUUAUCAUCGUCCGCGCUGCCUUCCCUCAGUUCAUUCGGAAGCUGGUACCGAGUUUGAGAAAAAUGGACACCGCGUAUGAUGAGCUCCAGCUGUACAUGAAGGAACUCAUCCGUGCUCGAUCCGAGUCUGCUGAUGCGGUCGAGCGUCAUGACUUACUGAGUCUCCUCGUAGAGCACAGCGACGAGGAUAAAGCCAAUCCACUGACGGAAGACGAAGUCAUGGGAAACACAUUCUUAUUCCUCGCCGCUGGACAUGAGACAACAGCCCAAACGCUCUGUUUUGCGUUUGCUUUACUGGCUCUCCACCCUGAUGAGCAGGAAGCGGUAUAUCAGGAGAUAAAAUCGGUGAUCCCGGAUGCAACCUCGCUUACAUCCGAAAUUCCAAAGGUCGCAGCGGAAGAUACAGUCUUAACGACUGGAAAUAUGGCCGGAGAGACGAAGAAGAUCCCCGUGCCUAAAGGCACCCGAGUCAGUUUUGACAUUCCUGGAAUCCACUAUAACCCGAGAUACUGGAAAGACCCACUCGAAUUCAAGCCAAGCCGUUUCCUCGAGCCCGACUGGCCUCGAGACGCAUUCAUAGCCUUCAGCGUCGGACACCGCUCGUGCAUCGGGCGACGCUUCUUCGAAAUUGAGGCUAUCGCUGUAAUGGUGAUGCUCCUUUCCCGAUACAAGAUUACCAUCAAGGAGGAAGAGGAGUUUAGAGGUGAGACUUGGGAAGAGAAGAAGGCGAGGAUUUUGGCGUGUACGAUGGGUGGGACUUUGACGUGA